AUGGCUGCCGCCCCGUUCAAGGUCAAGGCCCUUUACGACUACAAUUCCGGCCACGAGGAUGACCUGGCCUUUCCUGAGGCGGCCAUCAUCACGGUCACGGCCGAGGAGGAUGCGGACUGGUAUGUUGGCGAAUACAAUGAUCCCAAUGGCACCAAAAGGGAGGGUCUCUUUCCCAAGAACUUUGUCGAGCGCUACGAGCCUGCGCCUCCUCCGCGCCCCAACCGUGCAUCGCGCCCUCCCCCGCCGCCAUCCGCUCCGGCUCCUCUGGAGAAGCCGUCUAUGGACGACGAUACCCCCGAGCAGCCUGAGCAGCCCGAGCCCGAGCAUGAGCCCCUUGUAGCUCAGGCUCCAGCGCAACCUGAAGCGCCACGAGAAGAGCGUCCGGUGCCUCCGCAAUCCCCCCCACCUGUGGCCGUUCCCAAGUCUCCCGAGCAGCCUGAGCUUCCUAAGAUGGCGAAGCCGGCCCCUCCCCCUGCUGCACCUGUUGCAGGCAGCAAGUCGCCGCCCCCGCCUGUUGCGGAGAAGCCCCAGUCCUUCAAGGAUCGUAUUGCAGCCUUCAACAGGGGCUCUGCUGCACCCAUUGCUCCCAUAAAGCCCAGCGGUGCGCCCGCUGGCUUCAUCAAGAAGCCUUUUGUCGCGCCGCCUCCGAGUCGCAAUGCGUACGUACCUCCACCCCGUGAGCCGGCGCCUCAAAAGGUGUACAAACGCGAGGAGGAUCCGGAUAUUUCUGAGCGCCAGGCACAAGAUCAGGAUAUGGCCGAAAAGGCUGGGCUAGCUAGUUCAAGUGCUCCCGCUGAAGACGAAGAGGAUGCUCCUAAGCCCCAGAGCCUGAAGGAAAGGAUUGCGCUUUUGCAAAAGCAACAGAUGGAACAAGCAGCGCGGCAGGCGGAAGCUUCGCACAAAGAGAAACCCAAGCGUCCGCCCAAGAAGCGUAUCGAGUCGCACGAAAAGGAUGUUCAGUCCGAAACAACAGAGGGCGGCGAGCCUGAUGAUGCCCAAGCGCAGGCGAAAAGGCGCCACUCGCACCACCCCAAGUCCCCUGAAGCCCGUCUGCAGGAGCGUGAGCCAUUCAGUGAUGGCAAUGAGGCCGACCAGUCUGCUGCCGGCGAGACUACUGAAGAUGCUGAAGGAUCCUCCACGACCGUUGAGGAGGACGAGGAACAAGCUCGCGCCAAGGCUGUCCCCAGAGCGCACGCCGCGCCUACUCACGAGCCUGAGGUUGGAGAUGAAGAAGAUGCUACUGAAGAGGAUGAGGUAGAUGACGAAAUGGACGAAGAGGCCAGAAGGAAGAUGGAGCUUCGAGAGCGAAUGGCGAAGCUGAGUGGUGGCAUGGGCAUGGCCGGCAUGUUCGGGAUGCCCAUGCCUGGGAUGAAGCCACCAGUCAAGAAGACUACGUCUGGCUCGGAACGCAGGUCCAUCGAUAGCCACCGUGAUUCCGAGCAGUCGCCGCCUCCCCCAGCCCAACGUGUCCCGAUGAUGCCCAUUCCUGGCAUGGCCAUGCCGCAAGUGCGCAGCCCGGAAUCCGAAGACACUGAGAUGGCAGUUGAGAAGGAGCAUGAGCCAACGCACCCGAUUACUGGAGGAUAUGAACCCGAAGAGAUGCCAGACGUAGAGGAUAUGAAAGCCGAUGAGCCGGUGAAGGAUCAGUCACAGGAAAAGGAUGCUUCUUCGUCUGUGCCGCAAGGUCAGUAUCAACUUCGACGACGAGCUGUUGGCGCCACGCAUCACCCUAAGAAGGCCUCAAUAUCAUCCAAGUUUUCUAGCUCCUUGACGAAGUGGACGCCUGCAAUUUCAGGCGGUACACUUGGGCACAGACUUGUAUUUGAGGUCGUCAAUCGGCCAGUUCCGCCGCCUCCAAGUGCCGAGCGGCCAGCACCCCCGCCGGUACCCGCAGAGUCUCGUCCCGUUCCAGCUCCGCCGUCGCCCGAAAGGCCAGAGUCACGAGACUCAGAGUCCGACGAUGAGCUGCCAGCUCGAGGGGCCCCGCCGCCAAUUCCUCAGUCGCCUCCUCAGCACCGCGGCGAUGAACCUCACUCGCCCUCAGUUACUUCUAGGCCAUCAACCUCCUCAGAGAAGAGGGCAAGCCGGCCUAUUCCGCCGAUUCCUGGUGUUUCCAGCCCCGUCAUGUCCCCAACAGCUGUUUCCAGAGUCCCACCACCACCACCACCCGCGGCUGCCCCUCCUUCGAGGGGCUCCGCCAAGGAAGCCUUCUCUCCUCAUCUGGGGUCUCGGGAAGACAUGGAAGGCGAAACUGAAUAUGAAGGCGACUACGACACGGACAUCGCCUCCGGAGCAACGCAUAAAGAUGCUCUGAAGGCGCAUGUAAGAGACCAAAGCUAUGACGAGAGCACUCUGCCGGGCUCUCCGAUAACGGGUCCUAUUCCAGUGGGAGCGCCGCGUGCUGUUCCUCCGCCUCCCCCGCAGCAGCCACCGCCUUCCAGACAGUCCCUCGAUGCUCCCAGAGGCGUUCCUCCGCCUCCGCCACGCGAGUCAAUGGAUGCACCUCGAACCAUGCCACCACCGCUACCAAGGGAGUCCAUUGAUGCCCCCAGAGCCAUGCCACCUCCGCCACCAAGAGAGUCCAUUGAUGCCCCACGAGGUGUACCGCCACCUCUCCCUCGUGAAUCUCUGGAUGCUCCACGGGUUGCACCACCGCCUCCUCCUUCUCAACCCAUGUCUCCUGCAGACGACAAUGAUGAGUACGAGCCGUAUCGUUUCAACGCUCAGGCAGCCCGUGCUGCCCCGCCGCCUCCCUCUGGCCUUCCACGGGCCGCAGAACCUGUGGAACUUGUAUCGGAGGAGGAUGACGAGGAAAUUUAUCAAAGUCCUCCCCCACGAAGGAUGAGCAAAAGGACAAGCCAGCAUCCAGCAAUUCCCUCGCAUCAGGAAGCAGAGGAUACGUACGAGACCCCAAUGUCCCCGCCGCGCAGCUCGAUGCAAACUACGAGAAAGUCCCUGGACGUCGAUCGGACCCUUGGUUCACGUCGGUCCAUGGAUCAAUCUCGUCCUUCCAUCGACCACGGUCAUAUUGCCAACGAUGUCGAUCUGGGCCAGGGAAGCCAGUGGUGGACACAGCCAAACAUGCCGCCCCCGAUUUUCCAGAACCGCAAAGAUGUAUUGUUCGAGAUUGAAGAGUCCACCACUGCCAAGCGCGGCGGCAGGACUAUUGUGCAAAAGGAUGUCUAUGUCUUGUUCCAAGACUACUCACAAACCGUUGUUACUGCUCGAUUCGAUGCGCGAGAGGCGACCAAUGUGGCACUCGAACAAAGACACGAACCUCCACCUCAAAAACUGAGACAGGAUCAGCUCGAGAAUGCUUACGAACAGUUCGGUCGGCGUAUCUCGGAAGAUGCAAACGCAAAACAGCACGCGACAAUUGGCGACGGCUCCCCCCAGGUCCUCAUCCUUGAGCUCCUCAAGCCUUUGUCAUCUGCGCUCUAUCCGGUCGGUACUCGUGCUUACGGCGCGUUGGUAUAUGCGAACCUAGCCAAUGCGUCGGUCCAACAGAACGACGAGAUUCGCCCUGGAGACAUAAUUUCGCUUCGCAAUGCCAAGUUUGAAGGUAAGCAUGGCGCUAUACACGCCAAAUACAAGAUGGAGGUCGGGAAGCCGGACCAUGUGGGAGUGGUCGUGGAGUGGGAUGGUACGAAGAAGAAGAUCAAAGCGCUAGAGCAGGGUCGCGAAAGUAAGAAGGUCAAGGUGGAGAGCUUCCGCAUGGGCGAUCUCAGGAGCGGCGAAGUAAGGGUUUGGAGAGUCAUGGGUAGAGACUGGGUUGGCUGGGACGUUUCUACCUAA
Diplodia corticola is the source of this 3795-nucleotide messenger RNA. RefSeq names its product sh3 domain-containing protein. The record is from RefSeq and is a predicted model, not a curated record. Lineage: Eukaryota; Fungi; Ascomycota; Dothideomycetes; Botryosphaeriales; Botryosphaeriaceae. The coding region runs from base 1 to 3795 and encodes 1264 amino acids. Gene Ontology annotation, molecular function: protein binding. The transcript is spliced from 3 exons. Gene Ontology annotation, cellular component: ESCRT-0 complex. Gene Ontology annotation, biological process: protein transport to vacuole involved in ubiquitin-dependent protein catabolic process via the multivesicular body sorting pathway.